AUUAUUUUAUAAACAGAUAACUAUGAUUUCAGUUUACAGUAUGAUCAUCAAGAUUUCGCGAGUAAAAUUAAAUUUAUCACAUGACUUCUAUCUCUAAAACAUGUCUUCGACUCGAAAGUUGACGCGACUUAAUCCUAAGUUAGGCAAAAAAACAAUAUAUAAACUCAAUAGUUUUCCGCGUACACCAGUUAAUACAACAAAAGAAUUGUUUAGUCGUACUGAACUUGAGUUAGUAGAAUGUUGUAAUUUUAAAGUCGAAACUGCAAGAAAUAUCCAAAAACGAGCUGCCAAAUGGAUCGUACCGGAAUUCGUAUCCGUGUUGGAUAUGAUGACAGAAAAUAAUUCACCAUUUUUGGCAACUUCAUUAAAAGGGUUAGAUGAAGCUUUAAGUGGUGGAAUACCAUUUUCUUCCAUAACUGAACUUGUUGGUCCAACUAGAUCUGGUAAAACACAACUCUGUCUGACACUUUCAAUGUUAACGACAUUACCAGAAACCAUGGGUGGACUUGGAGGAGGAGUGUGUUACAUUGACACCGAGCGAAGUUUUAAUGCGGAUAGAUUAAUAGUCAUAGCUGAGAACCGAUUUCCUCAGUACUUUGGUAAAGAUGAACGAGGUCAAGCCAAUCUUGAUAAAAUGACAUCAUCCAUCCAUAAAAUGGAUAUCACGUCUUCAAAGGAAUUAACAAAAAGAUUGGAUGAGCUUCAAGAAUUCAUAAUUGAAAAUGAUGUUAAAUUAUUAAUAGUAGAUUCGAUUGGAUCUCUUGUUAGAAAAGAAUAUCAGAAUCCUGUAAAGAAAUGUGGUUGGGGAGGACCUUUAAUGGAAAGAAACGAUAUAUUACUUCAACAGGCUUCAAAACUGAAAUAUCUAGCUGAAUCGUUUCGUAUACCUGUAGUAGUAACUAAUCAAGUAAUCACCAGAAAUCGAAGUGAAACGGUAUUACCAAGAGAAUGUUUCCGUCCAAUAAAAAAAUCACGCGAGGAAGGGCCAGAAGUCACAGCAGCAUUAGGAAAUACAUGGGCACAUUCUGUUACUACACGUAUAAUGAUGAAUAAAUUUCACAUUAGAAAUUUAUCGAAUUUGAAGUUUACAAUAUUAAAUGAUUUAUUUCCGCCAAAUUUACAAGAAUUAACAAUUGUAAAAUCACCUAUUGCUGCAAAUAUUACAAUUUAUUAUACUAUUGAAAAUGAAGGAAUUGUGGAAUUUGUUUAUUCGGAAAACAUAGAGAAAGAGGAUAAACGACAACAAGAGGAAGAAAUUGGUCCUAUGGAAGAAACUGAUAAAAGUGACGCGGUUCCAAGUCAAUCGUUGGAUAAAAAGAAAAGAAAGUCUGAUGUUGCUGAAUGGUUUAUAUCAGCAUUGUGGGCGUAAUAUUGUAAUAAUAUAUGUAUUAUGUCACCUAUCUGUUUUUUUUUAAUAAAAUAAUGUUGAUUAAACUUUCGAUUAUAUAAAAUUUUUUGAUACUUAUCUACCUUUUUGAUUUAGUUAUAAACCAUUAAGCUAAUAAAUAAAUUGUACUUUUAAAUGUUUUAACGAAUCUGAAU
This is a messenger RNA of Rhizophagus irregularis DAOM 181602=DAOM 197198, 1542 nucleotides long. The record is from RefSeq and is a predicted model, not a curated record. NCBI's taxonomy places the organism in Eukaryota, Fungi, Glomeromycota, Glomeromycetes, Glomerales, Glomeraceae.